Messenger RNA from Opisthocomus hoazin, 11403 nucleotides. The record is from RefSeq and is a predicted model, not a curated record. NCBI's taxonomy places the organism in Eukaryota, Metazoa, Chordata, Aves, Opisthocomiformes, Opisthocomidae.
AUGUCGCAUGAGUCGACGGUCGGUGCGGGGAGCCUCAGCUCUGCACCCCUCGUUGUCGCAUUGCGUAACCGCUACAAGAUGAGGCCGCUGCGCUGCUUACCUCCUCAGCAAGCGAGAUCCCACCUCCAGACAGGGGUCAAUGUCGCUGGCAUUCCCACUCCCAGCCAGUUUAACCCUUUCUGCCGCUCGGCAUCCUCACCUUCCAUGCCAGGUCGUUCCUUGGUCACAAAUUACCAUCGCCGAGCCGUCACCAAUGGGAAUCUGUGGACUCUCACGGGCGUGCUGUCCUGCCUGAGCAGCCAGCAUCCUGUUGUGAGAUGGGAGGCCUUCUGCCAGCGGGCUCCCAUCUUCCUCGACUACCUGCACAGCAUCCUGCAGAAGUACCCUGACGGGGGGCAGAUCCUCAAGGAGCUGGUGCAGAACGCGGACGACGCCGGCGCUAACGAGGUCGUGUUCGUCUCUGACGAGCGGGAGUUCGACGUCACCGGAGGGGGGCUGGAGGGCACCCAAGGCCCAGCCCUCCUGGCCUACAAUGACGCCUUGAUGUCCCCCCGGGACUGGGCAGGGCUCCUGCGCCCCGGGGUGUCCCACAAGCGGGGGGACCCCAGCACGGUGGGGCGCUUCGGCCUGGGCUUCACCUCCGUCUACCACCUCACCGGUGCCGGUGCCCGCUGGGACAUCUCUGCAGCCCGGGACCUUCCUGGCCUUUUUGAGCCCUUCUGGGCUGGGCUGGAAGCUGUGGGACAGCACCGUGACUCUGCCCAGGGCACCCUCUUCCGCUUCCCCCUCCGCCAGCAACCCUCGGGAAUCGCUGCAGGGGUCUCCGAUCCUGACCGCCUCCGUAGUCUCCUCCAGACCUUCCUCACCGAGGCCCCUCUUGCCCUCCUCUUCCUCCGGCACGUCCACCGCGUGGCCCUGUACCGCGUGGCCCCUGAUGGGGUCCAGACCCUCAUGGGGACCCUCUCGGCAUCCUCUCGGCCUCUCCCUAUCCCAGCGCCAUCAGGGGACGAGGGGCUGAGCCUGGCAUGGUGCCUGGUGGCCCUGCACAGGGAUGGGGUGGGGGACGGCAGCGAGUGGCUGGUGGCCACGGGCAGGGCCACGGAGGGCCCGGCCGUGGAGCUGGGCGCAGGGCUGGGGGAGCUCCUGCCUGGCCUGGCCGGGUCCUUCCUGCCCUCGGACCUGGAGCCGGGCUUGGACAGCCUCCUGCGAGGCAUUGCCAAGGCGGGUCUGUUCCCCAACCUCGUUCUGCUGGACCCAGCCAUGACUGCCCGGACCCUACGCUUGGCUCUGCCCCCCACCUGGACGUCCCAGCCUUCAACCCCAGUGACCUGGUGCCCGGCGCAAGGCCCCCCGCAGCCCCCAGCCUCCUGGUUCCCAGCCCUGUGGCAAUUCCUGGCCCACCACGUGGAAGACCUGGGCACUCUGGAGGGGCUCCCUCUCAUCCCCCUCUCCCCACUUGGUGCCCCCAGCAUCUCUCUGGCUCUGCUGAUACCCCAGUCCGGUCUUAUCUUCCAGGCAUGGGAUGACCAGAGCCUGCCGCCUGCUGUGGCCACUGUCCUGGAAGCCCUGGGAUGCCCAGUGGUGCGGCCAGGCACGUGGCACCGCUCCCUGUCCCGCUACGUCCUGCCUCCAUCGCCCCUCAAUGCCCUGCGGGCCCUGGGCAGGCGAGGGGCUGCUGCUGUGGCCUCCCGCCUGGCCUCGCUGCCCGCCCUGGACGUGGUCACUCUCCGGCUCUACCCUGGCAGACCUCCCGUCCCUGACAAAGGAGGACAGGGCCACCCCACGGAGCUGGUACCGGCCGGUGCCAACGCAGCGCUGGAGCCAGAGCUGGAGCUGCCCAGAGACGUGCUGCUGCCGGAGACCGUGCUGCAGUGCCGGGAUGACGUUGACCGGCAGCUCCUGGGAAGGCUUCAGACAUCCCUCGUCAGUGCAGCCCACGUGGCUCUGGAGGCCAUCAGAGCCGUGGCCCGGGGCACCUACGCAGGGCAGGCAGCCGAGACCCAGGCUCUGCUGCUGUGGACCCCCGCGCUCCAGCAGGCCUGCAGCAGGCUGGCCUUCCUGGAGACCCCCAACGGCCCCGUGUGCCCGCGAGACCUCUACGACCCCGGCGAGAGCACCUUGCAGGCACUGCUGGGCCCUGAGCGCUUCCCUCCUGCCGCCUUCCGCAGUCCGCCUGUCCUCCAUGCCUUGAGAGCCCUGGGCUUGCGGCGUGGGAGCUGCGGUCCACCCAACCCCCUGGUCGGGCGUGCCAUGCACCUGACCAGCGCCUUUGUGCCAGAGGCAGAGAAGCAGCUGGGGCUGAGCCAGACCCCACCGCCCGAGAGGGUGUGGGAGCAGCUGAGACAGCUGGUGGGGUGCAGGGACGUGGGUGAGGUCGGUCCCGCGCUCCACCCUGUCUACCGGCACAUGCAGGAAAACCUGAAGACCUUCGGGGCUGCCCCGGGUGAUGCUGUGGUGUGGACCGGAGCUGGGUUUGUCCUGCCACGUGACGCCGUGCUGGGCUAUCCUGAGGAGCUGGAGCUGGGGAUGCUGGUGCCCCAGGUGCCCCCAGACUUCUUGCCCUACAGCUGCCUCUUCAGGGCUUGGGGCGUGGAGGCGAGGGUGAGUGAGGAGAGGGCAGUGACAGCCCUGCGCUGCCUGGCGCAGGACAUAGACGCACGCAGCUCCAGAGCUGGCACUGCGGCAGAGUUGCAGGUGGCCGUAGCUGUCCUGGAGUGGCUGAAGAGCCGGGGGCACUGGGGAGAGGGCACGGUGCCAGUUCCUGUGAAGACCCUGGAGGGCUCGGGCUUUGCCCUCCGCCCGGCUGCCUCUACCGUAUACCUGGACAUGGAGCUGGAGGCAGAGGAGGAUGUUCAGGAGGUGGUGCAUGAGGCUGUGCCAUGCAGCACAGCCAUAUUCCUCGGCACGGAGCUGCUCAGCACACGGGUGCUGGGGCCAGAGCCGUUCACAGCCUGCGGCCCCUCAGAGCCCAUCACCUUACGGCUUCGCAACAUCCUCCGGGAGUACGGCGAGGAGGGCGACCUCUUCACAGAGAUCGUCCAGAACGCAGAGGAUGCUGGAGCUACUGUGUGCUGCUUCCUCCUGGACCUCCGACGCUGCAGAAAGGCCACCUCCGGGCUGCUAGACCCCGACAUGGCUGCCUGCCAUGGGCCAGCCCUCUGGGCCUACAACAAUGCCCUGUUCACAGAAGAUGACCUCCGUAACAUCACACGGGUUGGGGCUGCCACGAAGGAGGGCCGGGAAGGCCAGAUCGGGCGCUUUGGGCUGGGCUUCAGCUCUGUCUACCGGGUCACAGACGUGCCAGCGGUGCUGAGUGGAGAGACGCUGCUCAUCUUUGAUCCCAACGGCACCCAUCUGGGCAAGCACAUCCCCAGGGCUGGCUGCCCUGGCAUCCGCCUGGACUUCUCCAACCGACCACGCAUCCUCCGUGCCUUUGCUGAGCAGUUCUCGCCCUACCAUGGUAUCUUUGGGUGCCGCCUGCCUGAGCCAGGACCCUUUCCAGGGAGCCUUUUUCGCCUGCCUUUUCGCACUGAAGAGGAAGCCGUGACAUCCCAGAUUUGCUCAGAAGCCUUUGGUACAGAGCGCGUCCGUUCUCUUGGCGCCAGCUUCCUUGGCUCUAACCGGCUCCUGCUGCUCUUCCUGCAGAGGGUGAAGGAGAUGUCCCUGGAGAUGCUGACAGACACAGCCACCUCUGCGGAGGAGACCAUGCCUCUGGCCACGCUGCGGCGAAAGGAGAUCCGAGACUUGGGGGCCCCUGGGGAACCCCCAAGCUGCGCAGUCAUUGAGCAGCUCACAGCCUGCGAAGAGGCAGCCAAGACCACGUGGCACUACCUAGUGUUGGUGUGUCGGGGUGAGGGGGAAUUGCUGGAACUGUUUCACCGGAACACAGAGGCAGGGCUCCAUCCUCCACCUCCCAUGGCUGGUGUGGCCCUUCCCCUUGCCCUUACUGCAGAUGGCAAGUGGGUGCCGCGCCUGGGUGCCGAGGAGGGGAAAGUCUUCUGCCACCUUCCCAUGCCAAUCGCCUCAGGGCUGCCAAUCCACGUGCACGGGGCCUUCAGCAUCCUCUCAAACCGCAAGGGACUGUGGGACACGGCAGAGCGGGGUGAGUGGAACCGGGUGCUGCUCCGCAAUGCUGUGCCAGCUGCCUGGCUCCGGGCGCUGGACCACCUCCGCACCAUGCAGGAGACAGGUGAGUUGAAGGGCUAUGAAUAUCACGUCUUCUGGCCGGACACCAGCGCUGCCCGUUACCCCUUUACGGAGGCUGUGACUGGUUUCUACCAGGCUGUGGCAGCCAGGAGCAGCCCCAGGCUCUUUUCUGAUGGCUGCUCAUGGUGCUCACUGCAGAACGCCCGCUUCCUGCACCAGGCUGUGGUCGGACACCCCAAGUUGGGUGCCGUGGCGAAGCGUGUCUUUGCCACCACGCUGCCUCGUCCCCUGUUAGCUGUGGCCUUGCCAGAGCACGUGCAGAGGGGCCUCGGGAAGGCAGUGGAUGCUGGCACCUAUGACUGGCCACGCUUUUACUGCGAGCUGGUGCUUCCCAACUUGGAAGACCUCUCUGUUGUCGACCGGGACGCGCUGCUGCUCCAUGCGCUGGAUAUGUCCCAUGACGAUGUGGACAAAGUGCUGCAGACAGUGCCCUGCGUUCCUGCCACCCCUCAUGGCCACCUGCAGCUCAUCAAUCGCCUGGUGCAUCCCAGAGGCCGCACCGCCGCUUUGUAUGACCCUAAGGAUGGGCGCUUCCCCACGGGGGAUGCCUUCCUUUCCCCAGAAAGACUGAGCCAACUGGAGAGGCUGGGCAUGGUUAAGGACACAACGACCCUGCCAGAGCUGCUGGAGCGGGCGAAGACAGUGCAGCUUAUCUGGUCUGAGGACCGCACCCAGGGCUGCCGGAGGGCUGCCUGCAUCCUUGAGCUGCUUCGGGAUGCGGUGGAGGACAGGGUGAACAACACCAUGCAGGCAGCUUUCCAGGCUGUGCCCUUCCUCCCUGGUACACUUCCCACUGGCGAAAAUGUGCUGUUGCCAGCUGCCCAGCUCUACCAUCACCUCCACGCCCCACUAGUGGGACUCAUCCGCCCUGUCUUGGCUCCUAAAAUGCUGGGAGAAAACUUCAGCCUCCCCAAGGAGGUUGCGUCCUUCUUGGGGCUGGACCGGCAGCUACCAGCAGCUACAGUCCUUGAGCAGCUGCAGGCACUGAGCUGUAGCUCCAACGCUCUUGCUUUGGAGAACCUGCAGGACAGCACCCACCGCUGCUACAGGUACCUGCACAUGCUGCUCCAGAGGGAUCACUCCAGCUGGGAUGAGGUGGCUUCUGCAGUGGCCCAAGGGGAGCCCUUCAUCUUGGUGGGUUCCCACUUUGCGCCAGUCACGGCUGUGGCUGAGACGCUGUCAUUUGAGGCUGCCCCAUAUCUUCACCAGCUCCCAGAGCAGUACCAGCCCUACAGCCAGCUCUGGGAGUGUGUGGGGCUGCGCCACACGUUCACCUGGGAUGAUUAUGCCCGAGUGCUCUGCGUCCUGGCAGAGCUGCAUGCUGGAGAGCCGCUGCCUGCUGCGGAGCUGGCUCUGGCCUUGCGGCUGGGGGGCUGUGGCUUGAUGGCAGAUGACAAAAAGCCGGAUGCCUACCAGACCCAGCAACUCUUUCUACCUGAUCAGGAGGGCAUUCUGCGCCCACGGGACAAGCUCCACUUCAAUGAUACGCCAUGGAUGUCAGUGGACGGACGUGUCCUGCUGUGCCAUGAAGAGCUGUCCCGAGCCACAGCCUUGCACUGUGGGGUGCCCACCACACGGCACUGGGCACUGGAGAGGAGCCGACUGCUCACUGCAGAUCUGAGCCACUGGGUGCAGCCGUUUGGUGCCCGUGAAGACUUGCCUACACGGCUGAAGAACAUCUUGGGGGAGCACCCAGCAUCCGCUCGUGACAUAGUGACAGAGUUGCUCCAGAAUGCGGAUGAUGCUGGUGCGAGGCUUGUGCACUUCGUGUGGGACCGCCGGCAGCACCCCGCGGAUACCACUUUCAGUGAGCACUGGAACUUCCUGCAGGGCCCUGCCCUCUGCAUCUACAAUGACAGCUCCUUCCAGCAGCAGGACAUCGAAGGCAUUCAGCAACUGGGGGUGGGUGGCAAGCAAGGCCGGCAGGAUGUCACAGGCAGAUAUGGCCUUGGCUUCAACACUGUCUUCCACUUUACUGACUGCCCAGCCUUCCUGACUGGAGACAGUGCCCUGUGUGUUUUUGAUCCCCAUCUCUACUACGUGCCAGGAGCCACAACUGAGAGCCCUGGUGGGAUGUUCGCUGUCAACCCUGAAUUCAAGAGGACCUUUCCAGAUAUUUAUGGCACCUUCCUACCCUCCAUCUUCAACCUGAACCAGGGUGUCCUUUUCCGGCUGCCCCUCCGCACUCCAGUUGGGGCUACCAUCUCCAGGGUGUCUAACAUGGUUGUGCGGGACCAAGACCUCAGGGCCAUGGAGGAAGUACUGGCUGAGGAAGGUGAGAACUUGAUGCUCUUCCUCCGGCACCUUCGCACCGUGAUCUUCUCUGAGAUCCCCCCCAGUGGGCAGAAGGUGUUGGAGAGGCUGCGGGUGACCACAGAGCUGACAGAUGGUGAUGCAGUGCUGAGACAAAGUUUUCAAGAAAGAUUGAGCCAAGCCACGGACAGCAACAGCCCCACCUCUGUGUCCUAUAAUAUGACAGUCAAAACCAGCAAGGCCAGGGCGAGCACCGUGUGGCGGGUGAUCUCCCAAAUUGGGGUGCAGGAAGGGGCUGAGGAGUCUCCAGUGCCUGGGCGGCUGCCCUACGGGGCUGUGGCUGCCUGCCUGAAUCCACUGGGCUUGGACAAAGCCACGGGCAAAGCUUUCUGCACCCUCCCACUGCCGCUGACCACAGGACUGCCUGUGCACAUCAAUGCCAACUUCUCGGUGGAUGCGGCCAGACGCAGGCUCCGCCAGGACCCAGGCACCACAGAGGCAGCCUGGAAUGCCUUCUUGCUCCGGCACUUGAUGGCUCCGCUAUACUGUGCCUUUCUCACCAGGCAGUGGAAAGCCCUGGGGCCUGAAGGGCACCAGUUCAAGUCCCUGGAGGUCUGCGAGCAGCGCCUGGCCUCCCACCUCCUCCGGUUCUUUCCUUUUGUGACGAAGGUGCUGCCUACCUUUCAAGACCUGGUGAGGGUUGUCUAUAGGCACCUCAGUCACACACGCCUGGCCCUGGUGCCUGUGUACCGUGCGAAGCCCCAUGGCUGCAUGGUGACUGUGACCUGGGCAUCUCCAGGUGGUGGGGAUGUACUAACAGAGCCAUACUUCCUCCGCGAGACGCCUGAGCCAGCUCUCCUGGAGGUGCUGCAGCGGCUGAACAUGAACCUGGUGCCAGCAUUCGCCCAUCGGCGGCAGAUCUAUAAGGAGUUCGUUGAAGCCCAUGUGCAGGCUGUUGACUUGCAGCCGGCCUCUCUCCGGCGCUUUCUCAAGGAGGAACUGGAAGGCCUGCCCUUGCUGGCCACAGAAGAUGGCUGCCUGAAUGCCCUCAGCAUCCACCACCCAGUCUUCCACAACUCCUUUGCCCACCUCUUCCCCCGCCACCGCCACCGCUUCGCCAGCAAGCUAAUUUCUGGCUUGACCCUGCCUCGCUUUGUGAAGGAGCUUGGCCUCCUGGAGGCCACACCACUCAUCCAGGAGGCACUGGACCAGCUGAGCUGGACCACAGGGGGGCAGAAGUGGCUCAAGGAGCUGUGGCAGUUCUUCAGCGCAGUGGUCGACACACCCAUGGAGGCCAAAAAGAAGUUGGAGGCAAACAUCAAGUCAUUCAUGGCCCAUCUCCAGGAUGUGGAGGUGCUGCCUGUUCAAGGGGGUAAGACAGGCUCAAAGCACCUACUGCCACUCUCCUCCCUCCCCAGGGUUCUUUAUGAGUGUGACACAGAUGUGGCCAAGGUGCUGCACAAACUGGGCAUCCCUGUGCUCCAGCAGUCCCUGCUGCCUUCUAGAUUUGCCUACCAGUGCCUGAAGACCAGGGCGCUGCAGGCCACAGAGCCCAGGGCUGUGCUGGCCCAGCUGGCAGACACCAGAGCUGAUCUCCACUGGAAGGACUUAAAAGAGUGGGAUGUGACUGUCCUGCUGUACUUUGUGCAGGGAAAACUGGAUUCAUCGGCACUGGCACAGCUCCGGCUCCUGCCUCUCUUCCGGAAGUACGGUGGGAGGGACUAUGUCUCUGUGGCACCCUACCACAAGGUGCUGUUGCUCAGAAGCCAGUUCCUAGAACUGCCCCCGGGUGCCCAAGCCCUGUACAGCCUGGAGAAGGGCAUGUUGCUGCUGACAGCAGACAGGAUCCACCAGGAGCUGGCCAAGGAUUUGCAGUGGGAGCUCACAGAUGACCGGCAGCUCUUCAGGAAUGUGGUGCUGCCCCGGCUGUCCCAGCUCACAGCGCGAGAGCUCAUGGAAGCUGUGCGCUUGUUCUUUGCCCUGCAACAGAUCCGUGAUGCUGAGUUCAAGGCAGAUGUUGUGGCAGCUUUUCGGACUGUAGCCUUUAUAAGCGAUGCCCACGGUGAGCUGCGCCUGGCCUCCUACUUCUAUGACAACACGCCCUCCUUCUGCACUCUGCAGCUCCAACACCGCUUUGUGCCUGAGGCUUUCUUUGUGGAGCUAGAUUACAGCAGGGAAGAUGUGAAGGACUUCCUGCUUCAGGCAGGUGUCCGCACCAGCCUCUCUGUGGAGGAUUUUGUGGCACUGGCCCUGGGGAUAGAGGACGAAGCCACUCAGGCUAGAUGCCACACUGAAGACCUGCUGGCGCGACAGCAGGAGAUGCUCAACAAGCUUGGCACCCUGUCGGACAAUCCCUUGACAGAGGGUUUCCUGGGGCAAAUUGCCUCAAUCCACUUCUUGCCUCCACUGGACAUCCCCACAAGCUUGAGGAACCUCCACCCACCUUUUGCAGCCUUCACUAAGCCUGUGGCCCUGAAAGGCAGCGUUUCUCACUGCCACGAAGAUGUGGCUGAGCUCCUGUGGACAUCAGCCACCAUCCUGCCAAAGUCCUUAGCACUCGAGCAGAACCUCCUGGAGGCCAUGGGAGUCCUUGUAGAGAUACCCACCACCCUGGUGGUGGCCAACCUGGAGCAGGUGUGCAGGGCAGCCUGCCAGACACCACAGCAGGUGAGCACACGGGCCAAAGUGCUCCAGAAGGUGUACAGCUUCUUGCAGACCCAUCUGGAGGAGGUGGACGCAGGGCACCUCGCUGAGCAGCCUGUGGUGCUGACCAAGUCAGGGGACAUGGCCAUGCCACGACAAGUGGUGACAUCACUCCCGGACGAGGCUGACUUUUACCCCUAUCUCCUCACACCUGACCCCCGCGUGGCUGUCUAUGGAGACCUCCUGCAACACCUUGGGGUGGUCCUGCUCCCCACACUGACUCACUACAGCUGUGUCCUGGCCCAAAUCCACCAGGAGAGCCAUGUCAGUGGGACCCUCAAUACUACCCAGAAGAAGACAGUCCUGCUGGCCACACGGCACUUCUUCCAGCUGCUGCGGGAGCCACAGCAGCCCCCCGAUUUCUCCUCUGUGGCUGAGCUGUACCUGCUGAGCACUGCUGACUGCCUAGAGCCAUCCCACACGAUGUACUUCAACGACUGUGUGUCCUCAAGAACCUGCAGAGCCUUGGGGAAGAGCUUUGUGUUUAUGGCUGAACUGCCAGGGACUGGGUGUAAUGCUUGGUGGCUGCUGCAAAUGCUACCACAGCGCCUGCGGCCGAGGGCACUCUCCGAGGUGACAGAGCAGCAGCUGGAGGAGGGCAGUCUGCGGCCAUGUCGCUAUGGUUCUCGCUGCCCUGGGCAGAGGCGUCUGCAGAACCUCCUGGUAUCACCAUGGUUUAGGAUGGGGCUGGAGGCCCUGCUCCGGUGGCAGAGCUGCAGGGCUACGAUGAGAAUGGAGGGGGAUGGCAGCUUUGCAGUGGAGCAGCUGAAAGUUCAGUGCUGCGAGGACAUCCGCACUGUGCUGGUCCACCGUGGUGCAAAGGUGGCGGGCAGCUCCCAGCCACGGGUCAUCCAUGUGUGCCUUGCUAGUGGUGCCCAGCGGCUCCUUUACGUUCGGCACGCAGAUAUGGUGCUGGACCGGCACCAGCUGAGGAUCCUGGAGACCCUCGCGAAUGAGAUCAACAUCAUCCUGGGUGGACAUCUGGAGGCACCUGCCUUGUCAGUGCUGCGUGAAAUGCUGGUCUGCCAGGAGCCACACGAUGUGGCCGUUGUUCUGGAGGAGAAUGAUGUGGCACUGGUGGGUGCUGCACCAGUGCUGGAGGAGGUCAUGGCACCAGAGCUGGAUCCAGAGCUGGAGGAGGCUGUGGCAGAGGGAAAGCCCUGGAAGGAUCAGCACAGCCUGGCGCCAGAAGUGAAUGGCAAUGUGGAUCACAGCCUGGAAAAACUGCGGCAGCCGAGUGCUGCCAAGUGGCCAAAGGCGUUGCGGGACCUCUACCUCCAGUACAGCCCUGCGAGUGCUGCCCUGCACCGCUGCUGGGGACAGGAAGGCCAUGGCUCCUGGCUCUGCAGUGAGGCGGCCACAGCCCCGACUCCAUUCGUCCCGGAGGCCCAGCGGUGGCUGCGGCAGGCCAAGAGUGACCUGCAGGCAGCCCACAAUGACAUCAGGCAUUGCUGCCCCAACUGGGUCCUCUUCAAGGUGCACCAGGCCCUGGAGAAGGCGCUGGUGGCUGCUGUACUUUGCCAUGGUGAGACCUUUGAGGGCCAGCUGGGCCUGGUGGGGCUGGCCCAAUGGCUGGAAGCGGUGGAGCCAAAGCUGAGGGGCCUGGCAGAGGAGGUGGAGUGGUUGCAUGGCUGUGGCAUGGAUGACAAGGCCACACAGUACCCGAGUUACCAUCCCCUCCCCAUCACCCCCAACGAAGCCUUCCACAGCGUGGAUGAAGAGGAGGUGCUGAAGCGGGUGCAAGGAGCGGUGGGGAGGCUGCAGGACCACGUGGGCGGAAUGAUGUGCCAGCUCAUGCUGGAGGCUGCGGAGGUGACUGCCAGCAGCAUGGGAGUGGAGAUGAAGGUGGAUGGGGAUGGUGAGAUGGAGCUGGAGACAGAACUGGAGACAGACCCACCAGCAGCAGGACAGGCAGAGCAGUCCGUAGCAGAGGUGACAGGGGCUCAGAGUAAGCUGAGUGCUGAAAUAGCUGAUCUACGGCUUGCAACAGCAAACAUGAGCAGCAUCAACAAAGCUCUUGCAUUGGAUAAGGUGCAACUGAACAAACUCCUGCUGCAGCUGGAGCACGAGAAUGAAGUUCUGUUAGGUAAAGUGACCGAGAUGGAGAGAGCAAGGAUGUCUGACCAGGAGAAGCUGAACUUGUGUAACAGAACCAAUGCAGAGCUCUGCGCAGAGAAAGCCCACCUGGAGCGGCUGCUGAAGAAAGCAGAGGAGCAACAGGACAUCACUGUCUACGACUGA